Molecule: messenger RNA, 3822 nt
Organism: Lepus europaeus (European hare)
Lineage: Eukaryota; Metazoa; Chordata; Mammalia; Lagomorpha; Leporidae
Gene: PI4K2A
Product: phosphatidylinositol 4-kinase type 2 alpha
Exons: 10
Coding region: 42-1658 (538 amino acids)
Biological process (GO): phosphatidylinositol phosphate biosynthetic process; Golgi organization; endosome organization
Cellular component (GO): endosome; trans-Golgi network; lysosomal membrane
Molecular function (GO): 1-phosphatidylinositol 4-kinase activity
Source: RefSeq, a predicted model, not a curated record
UGUGCCGGGCGCCCCGGGUCCCGGAGCCGGCGGCCUGAGGGAUGGACGAGACGAGCCCACUGGUGUCCCCCGAGCGGGCCCAACCCCCGGAGUACACUUUCCCGUCGGGCUCCGGCGCUCACUUUCCGCAGGUGCCGGGGGGCGCGGUGCGAGUGGCGGCGGCGGCCGGCUCGGGCCCUUCUCCGCCAGGCUCGCCGGGCCACGACCGGGAGCGGCAGCCCCUGCUGGACCGGGCCCGGGGCGCGGCGGCCCAAGGCCAGACCCAGACCGUGGCGGCGCAGGCCCAAGCCCUGGCGGCGCAGGCCGCGGCGGCGGCGCACGCCGCACAGGCCCACCGCGAGCGGAACGAGUUCCCGGAGGACCCUGAGUUCGAGUUUGUGGUGCGUCAGGCCGAGUUGGCCAUCGAGCGUGGCAUCUUUCCCGAGCGCAUCUACCAGGGCUCGAGCGGAAGCUACUUCGUCAAGGACCCUCAGGGGAAGAUCAUUGCUGUAUUCAAACCCAAGAAUGAAGAGCCAUACGGGCAGCUUAAUCCCAAGUGGACCAAGUGGCUGCAGAAGUUGUGCUGUCCCUGCUGCUUUGGACGUGACUGCCUUGUCCUCAACCAGGGCUAUCUCUCAGAGGCAGGGGCCAGCCUGGUGGACCAAAAACUGGAGCUCAACAUUGUACCCCGUACAAAGGGGUCCCAGAUCCAGGCAGAUGCCGGCAUAGGAUGGAUUUGCACAUACCUUGUUUGUGCUAUAGACUUCACUGAGGUUCUGAUGAAAGCUCUGGACCCAUCUCUACUCCCCCACCACCAGAUAUGCUUCAAUACAGAAUCAACUGAUACACUUCAGAGGAGUUUUAUGGAUACCAGGGUGGUACACCUGGCCAGCGAGACCUUCAACUAUAGUGCCAUUGACAGGGUGAAGUCCAGGGGCAAGCGGCUUGCGCUAGAGAAAGUGCCAAAAGUGGGGCAGCGGUUUAACCGUAUCGGGCUACCACCUAAGGUCGGUUCAUUCCAGAUCUUUGUUGAAGGCUACAAAGAUGCAGACUACUGGCUGCGGCGCUUUGAAGCAGAGCCUCUCCCGGAGAACACCAACCGGCAACUCCUGCUGCAGUUUGAGCGGUUGGUGGUGCUGGACUAUAUCAUCCGCAACACUGAUCGAGGCAACGACAAUUGGCUGAUUAAAUAUGACUGUCCUAUGGAUAGUUCUAGCUCUCGGGACACAGACUGGGUGGUGGUGAAGGAGCCUGUUAUCAAGGUGGCGGCCAUCGACAAUGGGCUGGCCUUCCCGCUGAAGCAUCCCGACUCCUGGAGGGCAUAUCCUUUUUACUGGGCCUGGUUGCCCCAGGCAAAAGUCCCCUUCUCUCAGGAGAUCAAAGAUCUGAUUCUUCCAAAGAUAUCGGACCCUAACUUCGUCAAGGACUUGGAGGAAGACCUAUACGAACUCUUCAAGAGAGAUCCUGGUUUUGACAGGGGCCAGUUCCAUAAGCAGAUUGCUGUCAUGCGGGGACAGAUCCUAAACCUGAGCCAGGCCCUGAAAGACAACAAGAGCCCCCUGCACCUCGUCCAGAUGCCGCCCGUGAUCGUGGAGACAGCCCGUUCUCACCAGCGGUCUGCCAGCGAGUCCUACACACAGAGCUUUCAGAGUCGGAAGCCCUUCUUUUCAUGGUGGUAGCGCUAGAGGCAGGCAAAGGAAUUGCUGUCUGAGACUCGGGCUGGAAGGAGGCCUGGGGAGCCAGGUGCAGGAAAAGCCAGAGGAGCUGGUGGAGAGCAGCGCCCUGAAGAGCCCUCCCUCUCUGCUCGCCACCCCCAGGGCUUUCCCACGCACAGGGAGAAGCACAGUCAGGGACAGUGAGUGCCCUUGGGCCCUUCUGAGUGCUGGGUGCCCCUGGAGGGCCGUGCCUGUAGUCCAGGGGCCUGCAAAGGAGCAUCUCCCUUCCAGUGUCUCCUGGUGGCAGGCUGGGAAAGUCCCUUCCUUCCCUGACACCUUGCUCUGCUGCAAAAUUCCCUGUUAUAUUCUGCAUCAGAAAAACCAACCAACAAAAACAAACUUAAAUGCUUGUAGCAGAUCCCCAGAUCCUCCUAUGUAGAAUCCUUUAAUCUAGACCUAAAUUUGCAUAGACAGACAUUCGGGUACCUCGCAGUUGCUUAUGUCAGAGGAGCACUCGCAGCGCUGACAGACAGGAGGCCCACCUUUCCUUUGGGUUUUUGCCAAAUCUUCCCUUUCUCCUCCCACCACUGUUGUAGGCUGGCUGCAAGCCUCCAUGUCCUCACGGCGAGGAGGCUUUGGUGUGCACUGCCCCGUGGUUCUGCACACAACCGAGGCACAGACCUCUGCACUCUGCCCUGCUGCAGCUCGCCUGCCACUCAAGCAGACACGAGAAGGGCUGGACAGGAUAGCAUUCCUAUCUGGACAGGAAACUGACGCCCAGCCUGGAAGGGUGAUAUGCACGGCCCGAGUGUAUGCUGGAAACAGCAAGUGCUCUCUGGGUGGACUUGUCCAGCCCUGCUUCUGGAGUCCUUGGUUCCAGCCCUCUGAUUCAUUCCCCUGUUCUUUUAAAUGUUUGUCUUCCCAACUCUCAGCUUAGGAGUUCAGUUUGGGCUCCAGAGUGGGUCCCUGUGAGGACCUAGGGGUGAGUCUCGGCCCGUGAGAGGACAGGAUGUUAGGUUGUUGAAUUUCUUCAUGUGCUACCACUGUGGCUUGGUGGAAGAAACAGGGCAUUGUAUGCUGCCUUCUGAUGGGCAGUUUCCCCUUUGCUUCCUGACUUCUUGUCCCAUGCUGGUUUUCUGUGGCCUCUCGAGCAAGGCAGGGCCCUGAGGACAGAGGCCUUCACACUGUCACCAGUGCCUGUCCCCUCACAGUGCAUAUUCUCACUUCCCGCUGCUCCCCACCCCUGCCAGAUGGUCAAGCCCUUUCCACACCAAAGCAAAGAGUGGCCUCAGGAGGGAGUAAAAAGGGUAUAUUCCCGUGGCUGUGUGGCAGCUGGGUUCAUGCCCUGUGGUUCUGGCAGCCUGCGACUGGGCAAUCAGCCUUGGAAAGAAACUAUCAUGAAGGUUUGAAAAACAACCAAAGAAAGGGAGUGAGAAUGGUGGCUGUGUCUGCUUGCCUGGCCCCUGCCACCCAGGAUGCAGAGCAGAGACAUAAACCUUGUCAGCUGGGCCUGCUGCUCCCCUUCCCUCCCAGCCCCCAGGAGCCAGCUUGUCCUGGGCUUCCACCCAGCUGACAAGAAGAUCUGCAAGAGCUGGACAUGCAUGCCCUGUGGACAGAGGCAUGGUCCUGCCUGCCCAGUCCUGACAAUCCCAUCCAGCUGACCUGAACUCUGGCCUUGGGAACCAUGUUGGAGAGAGUACCUGCCUCCUGACCGCAGGAGCUAGUGGGGGACCCAGCACAUCCAGCUCCAGGGUCCUGAGGAGUCUGAAGAGCAGCCUGGUGGCUUCCUACAGCCAAGCCAGGUCUGUGCAUUGUCCUGAUCCAGACCAGCUCUGUGAUCAAAAGGAAAUUGGGUCCAAUGUAAGAGGGAGCCAGUCCCAGACCUGGCAGGCAAAAAAGUGUGGGACGUCCUUCCCUGGCCUGUCUACUCUCUCCUGAAGCUUGUGCUCAGGUUGCCUUGAAUGUGGACUUUGGGAGGGCCAGGGGCCCAGGGUGCCAGGGAAGGCUUCUGGUGGCCCUCCGGAACGGCUCAUCCCUCUGCGGCCGUGAGCCCUGUUCCCUGGUGUCAGGGAGUAGAGGCUGGGCUGGGAGUGCUGCUGCCCCUGUGUCACUCUUCGAAUGCACUGUAGAAAUUGUAUGUAAUGUAUUUAAAUCAAUGCAGAUGUAUGAAUAACAAAUCCAAUUCUGA